Molecule: messenger RNA, 746 nt
Organism: Carica papaya (papaya)
Lineage: Eukaryota; Viridiplantae; Streptophyta; Magnoliopsida; Brassicales; Caricaceae
Product: small ribosomal subunit protein eS19x
Biological process (GO): ribosomal small subunit assembly; translation
Cellular component (GO): ribosome; cytosolic small ribosomal subunit
Molecular function (GO): structural constituent of ribosome; RNA binding
Source: RefSeq, a predicted model, not a curated record
CAAGGUAAGAAAACCCUAGAUACGAGAGACCGAGAGCUCUAACAGCUAGUACCGUUUUUUGCAAUCACCGGAGAUUAGAGUUUCUCUUUGCUCCUUGUUGAUUUGACAAUGGCAACUGGUAGGACCGUCAAAGACGUCUCGCCUCACGAGUUCGUGAAGGCUUAUGCUGCUCACCUCAAGCGAUCUGGCAAGAUGGAGCUUCCUUCUUGGACUGAUAUUGUGAAAACAGGCAGAUAUAAGGAGCUUGCUCCUUAUGACCCUGAUUGGUACUAUGUCAGAGCUGCAUCCAUGGCAAGGAAGAUCUACUUAAGGGGAGGUCUUGGUGUUGGUGCUUUCCAGAGGAUUUAUGGUGGAAGCAAGAGGAAUGGAAGUCGUCCGCCACAUUUCUGCAAGAGCAGUGGUGCUGUUGCUCGAAACAUUCUUCAACAGUUACAGAAUAUGAAUAUUAUUGACCAUGACCAGAAAGGUGGGAGGAGAAUCACAUCCAGCGGUCAAAGGGAUCUGGACCAAGUUGCUGGGCGGAUUGUGGUUGCUCCAUGAACAGCUAAUGAUUUCUGUGAUGCUGAGAAUUUUGAUAAUUUUUAGGUUUCAGUUGGAGUGAUGUGAUUGGUACUAGAGCCUAUAUGUUUAAGAACUUUUUGGUUGAGCAGUUCCAAGAUUAUUAUUUCUGUGAUGUUAUUUACUUGUUGACGGUAUCAGGUAUCAUAUUUUUCUUAUUAACAAUAGAGGCUAUUUGUUUCAGACCA